Molecule: messenger RNA, 780 nt
Organism: Kazachstania africana CBS 2517
Lineage: Eukaryota; Fungi; Ascomycota; Saccharomycetes; Saccharomycetales; Saccharomycetaceae
Gene: YFT2
Product: Yft2p
Exons: 1
Coding region: 1-780 (259 amino acids)
Biological process (GO): lipid storage; phospholipid biosynthetic process; lipid droplet organization
Cellular component (GO): endoplasmic reticulum membrane
Source: RefSeq, a predicted model, not a curated record
AUGAAGUUGUCUCUUCUUCCACCGCUGAUUAUUUCACUAAUUUAUCCAUGCAUCCUGUUCCUCGGACUAUUCUUAAGUGCCGUGAUUUCAGAUGAGACCAAGUCAUAUCAGAAAGAUCGCAUUUAUCUUUUACGUUCCUCCAAUAUUAUUAACGAAAUAUUUGCCUAUAAUGGGAAUCUAGUAUGGUUCAUUUUAUUUUCAUUCGUUGCAUCUCUUCAAAUUUAUAUUAGGUCCCAUACUUUUAUCUUAUUACCGCAUGAUAUCGUUGACGUCGAUUCAAAGGAAAAUGUAAGAGCUAAGUUGCUUAAGGAAUAUAUGGUCAAGUUUCUCCUUAAAGUUUUCAUUUUGUUUGUUUGUUUCCUAAUCAUUGACAACAUUUUUAUAUUAACAGGAGGGAGUUGUGCGCCUGGCGGUGCAACAAGAUCGGCCGAGCAAUGUAAGGCACUGGGUGGUGACUGGCUUGGAGGAUUUGAUAUCAGUGGGCAUUUUUGUUUUCUAACUAAUAUUAGCUUGAUUCUUUGGAUUGAAUUGCAUCAUUAUUCGAAAUACACUGAAGAGGAAGAAUUACAAUCAAGAAUUAACAAAUGGAUAAAAAGAAGUUUAAUUGUUGUGGAAGUAGUCCUGUAUAUAUGGAUGUUUCUGCUACUAGUGACUUCUAUAUACUAUCACACUAUUUUAGAAAAGAUUCUGGGCUGCAUAAUGGGUUAUGCGUGCCCUCUCGUAAUGUAUUGGUUGAUCCCAAACCAACCCAGGAUGAAGAGCCUUCUCUAUGCAUUCUAA